AAAAAAAGGAGAGAAAAAAAAAGAAAUUUCCAUCAUUAUUUAUAGGUGAUCUUUUAAUUAUGUUGAUUGACAGCUUUGCGACCAUAGCCUAUGCCAAUUUGAAAAUUGUGAUUGGAGCAUUGUUUGACUCUUGCAAGUCCCUUGAGGGGCACUGUUGUUUUUUGCUUUGCUGGCCGUAUCUGGUUGCUUCAUAAUGUGUAAUAACGAAAACGUGUUCAACAAUCUAGAUCAACAAUGUCAAGAAUCUUGCCUGUGUUGUUGUGACCAUGGAUUCAGCUUCGGUCAUUUGUUGUGCGAUGAUUGCCGUGUGUGCGACGCCCCACAUUUUUCGUAUGAUUGUGCCAGAUGCAUAGAUGGUUGUGCUGGUACAAAUGGGGAAUGUUGUUGCCUGCAACGUGAUGGUGAAUCUGGGUUGCCUUGUUUAAUUGUAACAGCUUUCGUUAUGCUGCUACUGUUUGCUGUAUUUGGUAUAUUCUUCAGCGUGUUGGUGGCCACAAUGGUUGGACAAAGGAUUUGGCAACGGCAUCACCACAUACUUACAAAAAGAAUGCUAACAAAAGAAUAUGUUGUGGAGCAUGUCAAUGAUGCGACUAGAUCUGAUUGGUGUCCACCGUCUCUCCCCACCGAACAUUAUGAGCAGCUGAGAGCUCUUCGACUUCUAUGAGAUGGGAAAAACCUGAAUAAAUACUGAUUGGUGUCCACCGUCUCUCCCCACCGAACAUUAUGAGCAGCUCAGAACUCGUCAACUUCUAUGAGAUGGGAAAACCUGAAUAAAUACUUUCUUUACUUCGUCGUGCUAAUAGUUGAUUAUUGCUUAACAAUCUAACAGAGAUGGAUCGAUGACUCUUGUAGAAGUUUGACCAUAGGCUCGAAGUCUAUACUACUAUCUUCAACUUACAGGCAUAUUCUUCGUCUUGGAUUGACGAAGUCUUCAUUGUUAGGCAGGUCAUUCCAGGAAUAUAGAGCACACUUCAAACUCCUCACCGUGCAUCAGGUUCCUAUGUGUGUGAGAUGCAAUUUGAGGUUUAAUUUCUUUUGGUUCGAGCAUCAUUUUGAACUUUUGAAUA
Messenger RNA from Olea europaea var. sylvestris, 1067 nucleotides. RefSeq lists its product as uncharacterized. Bases 194 to 664 code for a protein of 156 amino acids. The record is from RefSeq and is a predicted model, not a curated record. NCBI's taxonomy places the organism in Eukaryota, Viridiplantae, Streptophyta, Magnoliopsida, Lamiales, Oleaceae. The transcript has 4 exons.